CUAAUGCAAGUGCACAGUUAACAACCCCCUUCUUUUAAUUGGUUGCCACGAAAGGAGGGGUACUUUUCCGGAUUUCUACUUAUAUAUUUCCAUUCCUCCAUUUCUUGUGCCAUCUUCCUUUGGAUUCUUUCAAUUCAUCAAAAACAUUAAAAGCUUUCUACCAUUUCGCCAUCACUCUUAUCAUCACUCUUAUCAUCAUCUAUAUCCUCAACCAUCUCAACACCACUACGUAUACUACAUAUACUACCUACCUGUGCAACAACAUCAAUACAAUAGCAAUCAUGGUUGCUGACGAUAAGCCCGCCUCUACCUUCAAGUACAAUGAAGCUCCAGUCUACACCACUUCCAACGGAUGUCCAGUGAGACACCCAGAGGAGUUUCAAAGAGUUGGUACCAAUGGUCCUCUUCUUCUUCAAGAUUUCCAUUUGAUCGAUUUGUUGGCACAUUUCGAUCGCGAACGUAUCCCAGAGCGUGUUGUCCAUGCGAAGGGUGCCGGAGCUUAUGGAGAAUUCGAAGUUACACACGAUAUCAGUGAUAUCACCACCAUUGAUAUGUUAAGCCAAGUUGGCAAGAAGACCCCUCUUGUCUCACGUUUCUCAACUGUCGGUGGUGAAAAGGGUUCUCCAGAUUCGGCUCGUGACCCAAGAGGUUUCUCCGUCAAAUUCUAUACUGAAGAGGGUAACUGGGAUUGGGUUUACAACAACACCCCUGUUUUCUUCCUCCGAGACCCAACCAAGUUCCCUCUCUUCAUCCAUACACAAAAGAGAAACCCUCAAACAAACUUGAAAGAUGCUACCAUGUUCUGGGAUUACCUCUCAACUCAUCACGAGGCUGUUCACCAGGUUAUGCACUUGUUCAGUGACCGUGGUACACCAUAUUCCUACAGACACAUGAACGGAUAUUCUGGUCACACCCACAAGUGGUUCAAGGCCGAUGGUACCUUUAACUAUGUUCAAGUCCACUUGAAGACCGAUCAAGGAAGCAAGACUUUCACCAACGAGGAGGCCGGAAAGAUGGCUUCGGAGAACCCAGAUUGGCACACUCAAGACCUAUUCGAUGCCAUUGAGAAGGGAGAUUACCCAAGCUGGAGCGUCUUCGUUCAAGUUCUUUCCCCAGAACAAGCUGAGAAAUUCCGCUGGAACAUCUUCGACUUGACUAAGGUUUGGCCACAGGGUGAGGUUCCAUUGAGACCAUUCGGCAAAAUGACCCUCAACAAGAACGUUGAGAACUACUUCGCCGAAAUUGAGCAAGUUGCUUUCUCACCAUCUCACUUGGUUCCAGGUGUCGAGCCAUCUGCCGACCCUGUCCUCCAAUCUCGUCUCUUCUCAUACCCAGAUACUCACCGUCACCGUCUCGGUGUCAACUACCAACAAAUUCCAGUCAAUGCUCCCCUCCGAGCUUUCAAUCCAUUCCAACGUGAUGGUGCUAUGGCCGUCAAUGGAAACUACGGCGCCAACCCCAACUACCCAUCUUCUUACCGAAAGCUCACUCAAAAGCCUGUCAAGGCUACCAAUGAUCAUGAGCAAUGGUCCGGUGCUGCUUUGAGCUUUUUGUCUGAGGUUGGUCCAGAAGACUACGUCCAAGCUAAGGGUCUCUGGGAUGUUCUCGGCAAGCAAGAAGGUCAACAAGACAACUUCAUCGGCAAUGUAUCUGGACACUUGGCGGCUGCUAAGGAGGACACUCGCAAGCGUACAUAUGACAUGUUCAGCAGAGUCGACCCAACCCUUGGUGCCAAGAUUGAAGAGGCAACCGAGAAGUUGGCUCCUGCUCCUGGUAGCAAGGCUGCUGGAUCUGCUCAAUCUCGCUUGUAGACUAUAGUUGUGUUAUAGGAUAAGGCAAGGUAGAGAAGAUUUUCACGUUGCGUUUGCUUUUUGCGAUGAUAUCUAUAAUUAUUUUAUGAGAGACGAAGGAAUAGGGAACGGUGAUAGGAUAGGUUAUUUUGGUGGCUUUACAAAAUUGGUUUUUAUUCUGCAAUGACAUACCCCUUUUACGAUUUCAGAGUCUCUAAGUU
Messenger RNA from Botrytis deweyae, 2011 nucleotides. RefSeq lists its product as uncharacterized. The record is from RefSeq and is a predicted model, not a curated record. Lineage: Eukaryota; Fungi; Ascomycota; Leotiomycetes; Helotiales; Sclerotiniaceae. Gene Ontology annotation, molecular function: heme binding; catalase activity. Gene Ontology annotation, biological process: response to hydrogen peroxide; hydrogen peroxide catabolic process. The transcript has 2 exons. The coding region runs from base 282 to 1811 and encodes 509 amino acids. Gene Ontology annotation, cellular component: mitochondrion; cytoplasm; peroxisome.